AUUAACAAUAUAAAUUGUUUAUCUAGUUUCAAAAAUACAAAUGAUCAUUUUUAUCCUGGAUUCAUUGUCAAAAUAACGAUUUUCUUGAUUAUAACCAGAAUCGACAACGUCUUCACUAUCGUAAAAUUAUAGAUAUGACGUUAAAACUUUUAUUUAUGCUAAUUAUGCCUUUGGCCUAUACGGUUGUCAGCCAGUUUCUAGAGGAUCGUUUCACCUCGACUGUAUGUGCCGAUAAAGCGGGCUGUAUGCGGGGUCGUUUAAUGCGUGGUUAUAAUACACCUUUAUUUGAGGCCUUUAUGGGUAUACCGUAUGCUUUGCCGCCAUUGGGGGAAUUGAGAUUUAGUAGUCCCAAGGAGUUUCCAAAAUGGGAAAAUACUUUGAAUGCCUUUGAAGCUAAACCGGAUUGUAUACAAAAGAAUUAUUUACUGCCAACAUAUCCGGUAUCGGGUAGUGAGGAUUGUUUGUAUUUGAAUGUUUAUAGACCUUUGCAUCAUCACAGCACCCACAAAUUACCCGUUAUGAUCUAUAUACAUGGUGGCGGUUGGUUUAGUGGUACUGCCAAUCCUGUCAUAACAGGUCCUGAAUAUAUUAUGGAUACCGAGCAAGUUAUAUUGGUAACAUUUUCCUAUCGAUUAGGAGCAUUAGGUUUUCUAUCCACCGGCGAUGCAAAUAUACCCGGUAAUUUCGGCUUAAAAGAUCAACUAUUAGCCAUGAAAUGGGUACAAAAUAAUAUAGCGGCAUUUGGUGGUGAUCGGGAAAAGGUAACUUUAUUUGGCCAAAGUGUGGGUGGUGUAUCGGCUCAUAUGCAUAUGUUAAGUCCUCAGGCGGAGGGUUUAUUUCAGGGAGUAAUAGCUUUAAGUGGCACCGCUAAUGUACCGUUUGCUAUUAACGACCAACCACUGGAGCAAGCAGUACGCACCGCCGAAUUGUGUGGUAUUGAAAAUGCCACAAAUUUAAGUACAAGGGAACUGUUGCAUUCGUUAAGAGCGGUAGAUGUUGAUAUUUUAAUACGAGCAGGAGAUGGUUUAAAAUUUUGGAGUAGU
Molecule: messenger RNA, 1043 nt
Organism: Lucilia sericata (common green bottle fly)
Lineage: Eukaryota; Metazoa; Arthropoda; Insecta; Diptera; Calliphoridae
Product: venom carboxylesterase-6-like
Exons: 4
Source: RefSeq, a predicted model, not a curated record